CAAUUACUCUGUUUACCGCCAGAGCGAGUUUUGAGUUCCCGCGCAAAAUGUAUUUUCGUGAAAAAUAAAUAUAAAUUCUUAGAUCUAAAACCUUUCAUUCACUACUGUUUUUCCAAAAUCAAAACCCUAACUUCAUCUUCUUUCUCUUCAAUUUCAAUGGCGCCUCCCAAAAUCAACGAGUAUGAACGCAAGCGUCUUGAAAAUAUUCGUCGCAACAAUGAAAUGAUGGCCGCACUCAAAGUUCAAUCCAAAGCCACCGCACUCUCCGAUCAUUCCAAGAUUGUUACCAAAUCUUACACUGUUAAAUCGGAGAAAAAACCCAAAAUUGAAACCCCAAUUGUAAUCAGACGCUCACUUCGAACUAGAGGUAUCCCGCCUGAUUCCAAAGGGUUAGAUUUAGACUCUACUUCAGAUUCCAACACUUCCCCUCACAAUUCCCCCAAUAAAGUUGAGAACAUUGUUCAAAAUUUGGGUCCUAUUUCCAUGAAGGAUGUUUACAAAGGCGUUGAUGGUUCUGAUCGUUCUUUUAUUGAGACACUCGUUGGUAUGUCCAAUAAGGAAUUCUCAGAAGAAAAACUUAAUGGGUCUGUAAAAAAGAUGAAAACCGAGUGUUCCCUUGACUUGGAAUCUUUGUAUCUGGAUCCUGAAAAUAUAGCACGUGUCCUUCCUGGAAGGAUAACUCAAGUGCGGUUUUGUCCUUCAAAGGAUGUUAACACGAUUGCAGCGGGUAACAAAUUUGGGGAUAUUGGUUUUUGGAAUGUUGGAGAAAGUGAGUUUUUUUUGUACCAUCCACACGAGGCUCCCAUUUCUGGGGUUUUGUUCCAACAACAUUGCUUGUCAAAGAUAUACACUAGUUGUUAUGAUGGAUUAAUUCGGUUGAUGGAUGCCGAGAAGGAAAUUUUUGAUAUGGUUUAUAACGGUAGUGAUAAUGCAUGCAUAUACGCUCUCUCACAACCAAAGAAUGAUGCAAACUGUUUAUAUUUCUCUGAGGGUAAAGGGGGUCUGGCAGUAUUUGAUAACAGGAUAGGAAAAUGUUCAUCCCAUUGGGAUUUGCAUGAAGCUAGAAUUAAUACAAUUGAUUUCAACCCUCAAAGCUCUCAUAUUGUAGCUACCAGUUCCUCUGAUGGAACUGCCUGUACUUGGGAUUUGAGAUGUAUUGGAGGGCCUAAGCACUCAGCCUUGAGGACAUUUGCUCACAAAAGAUCGGUGCAAUCAGCCUAUUUCUCUCCUACUGGAUGCAGCCUUGCCACUACUAGCUUGGACAACACAGUUCGUAUAUACAGUGGAGUGAAUUUGGAGGAUGAGACUUCUGUGUAUCAUUUCAAUCAGACUGGAAGAUGGCUCUCGACUUUCAGAGCAAUAUGGGGCUGGGACAAUUCACAUCUAUUCAUUGGGAACAUGAACAGAGGAGUUGACAUCGUCUCAACAGUUCAAAAGGCGACAGUAAAGACUUUAGAGAGCCCACACAUGUCUGCAAUUCCAUGUAGAUUUGAUGCCCACCCUUACAAUGUUGGGAUGCUAGCAGGAGCUACAAGCGGAGGCCAGAUCUAUGUUUGGACAUCAAACUAAGAAUUUUAUUCUAUAUGCAUUUCAGUUGGAUGCAAAAACAUGUAUCAUUUUAGUUGUUUAUGUGCCCAAUGUGGUUUAUGAUUCUGUAUCUGGAAUUGCAUCACAACGCCAUUUCUCAUUGGUUUUGUUUGGAACCUUGUCACAUUGCCUCCUAUUUUGUAUCCACAUAGGAUAAGCUAUACGUUGUAGAAAUUACCAACUUUAAUUAAUGAAAUGUUUGCUUCAGGAAAGUAUUGAAGCAUGCUUCCAUUAUUA
Molecule: messenger RNA, 1824 nt
Organism: Vicia villosa (hairy vetch)
Lineage: Eukaryota; Viridiplantae; Streptophyta; Magnoliopsida; Fabales; Fabaceae
Exons: 5
Coding region: 157-1569 (470 amino acids)
Biological process (GO): regulation of DNA damage checkpoint
Cellular component (GO): nucleus
Molecular function (GO): protein binding; DNA binding
Source: RefSeq, a predicted model, not a curated record